Messenger RNA from Mizuhopecten yessoensis (Yesso scallop), 582 nucleotides. RefSeq names its product U1 small nuclear ribonucleoprotein 70 kDa-like. Lineage: Eukaryota; Metazoa; Mollusca; Bivalvia; Pectinida; Pectinidae. The transcript has a single exon. The record is from RefSeq and is a predicted model, not a curated record. Bases 1 to 582 code for a protein of 193 amino acids.
AUGAUUUAUUUACUCAUAAAAACUUACCACGAACACCCAAUAGACAGACAUAGAGACAGACGGACUAACAAAGACCCAACAGACAGACAAAGAGACAGAAGGACUUACAAAGAACCGGGAGACAGACAUAGAGACAGAAGGAUUAAUAAAGACCCAGGAGACAGACAAAGAGACAGAAGCACUGACAAACACCCAACAGACAGACAUAGAAACAGAAGGACUGACAAACACCCAACAGACAGACAGAGAGACGGAAGGACUAAUACAGACCCAGGUGACAGACAAAGAGAGCGAAGCACUGACAAACACCCAACAGACAGACAUAGAAACAGAAGGACUGACAAACACCCAACAGACAGAGAGACGGAAGGACUAAUAAAGACCCAGGAGACAGACAAAGAGACAGAAGGACUAACAAACACCCAACAGACAGACAUAGAGACAGAAAGACUAACAAACACCCAACAGACAAACAUAGAGACAGAAGGACUUACAAAGAACCGAGAGACAGACAUGGAGACAGAAGGACUAACAAAGACCCAGGAGACAGACAAAGAGACAGAGGCACUGACAAACACCUAA